CAAUAUGGAGUGACAUGUACAGGUGGAUGUUCCUUCUGAUGUGGCCUCCCUGGAAAUCCAGGUUUGACUACAUCUGAUUGUCCCAUAACUCCAGAUUAUCGUUUACCCCACUUAUUUUACCAUCUGAGACUGCAAAGUCCUCUUUGCUCCAAGGUAAAGGCCGAUAUACGACCGCAACAGGUUUAAGAACAUUGAGUUAUGGAUUGAAUCAGAAUAUGAAUGUGUGCCCAUCAUCAGCAUUCUAUGUUCUCAUCCAUUCCACAGUUAGUUCAGUAGUGGAACAGGCACUCCGUGUGGGCCCUAACAGGGGGUAAAUUAUAGGCAAGUCAAUGACACAGGAGCUCCAUACAAUAUUUAUGGUGAUCUUAGUUCUUGAGAUUACAUCUGUUAGGGGUGGGGCAGAUAUAACGUUACAAUGCCCAGCUCAUCGGCCCUGUAGAACUGCUUUUGCGUCAUAUAAUCCUGUAAUCCUAAAAUGCCAGGACAGGCCCAAAAACACCUUGAUUUCUUGGCAGUAUCUUGAUGUUUACCAACCCCAUGCCCAGGCUGUGACUUUCAUACAAAGUAACGGUUCAGUUCCACAGAAUAAUGAGCAAGAGCAGUUAAAGGCCCUGGAUUUGAUGUCACGAUCUAAGCUGGUAUCUGGAGAUCUUCAGAUGUUGUCCCCAAGAGUAGAGGACACCGGAGUGUACACCUGUAAGGAUGGGGAGAAACACCUGGCCUAUUAUGAAGUUGAUUUCCAGGAUGUUAAGCACAUUUACAUCUCUCAUGCUAGUCUCAGACAGAGGGUCCAGCCUAACACGACUGUUGACCUUGGAAAUGAAGGAACAAUGAAGAUAUUUACUGUAUGGACCGACUGGCAACCUUGUGACCGCUGUCAAGGUCUUGGCGAAAGAAAGAAAGUAGGUUUUUGCUAUGCAGAAAUGACUAAGGAUUCAGUGGUUUCUGAGGGAUCCACACCAUGUGGCCUUUUAAGGUCCACUCUCAGGCAGGUGCCCUUCCUUCACCCACCUGAACUAAGGAUUGAGAUGUGCAGGAGGCCUUGUGCUGCAAUCCCAUCUAUGGAUAAAGAGAUUCCGUAUCUACACCUGGACAAUUAUCUUACUUAUCUCCAUGCUGACGCCUUGUUUAAAUGUCCUACUGCCUCCAUCUACAGACCCGUGUACUGGGAACAUGGAAAAAAAUCUUUUACGCGCUUACUACAGCUGACUAAGAAGAUGUCGUAUGUUUUGGACGGAACGACUGGAGGUGGGGUCCUGUCUAUUACAUUGCUCAACAAAUCAGACGAGGGAGUCUACAGAUGCUACGUAGAUGGUGUCGAGACUGGGAGGUUCCAGGUGACCUUCCCUGACACCCGGGAUACCGCAGUGCAGCAGUCUUACUCCCUGGUUGAUUAUCUGCUUAUCGGGCUGUUUGUCUUUGUGGUUUUCUUGAUAUUUUUUUCCAUUUUCCUGGUUUGCCUGACCCGUCACGAUUAAC
Molecule: messenger RNA, 1479 nt
Organism: Pseudophryne corroboree (corroboree frog)
Lineage: Eukaryota; Metazoa; Chordata; Amphibia; Anura; Myobatrachidae
Gene: FAM187B
Product: family with sequence similarity 187 member B
Exons: 2
Coding region: 330-1478 (382 amino acids)
Source: RefSeq, a predicted model, not a curated record